AUGCCCAUCGUCCAGCGCCACGUUCACAGCCAGGAGAAGGGCUGGGAAACCGUCUCAUUUGCCAUCAACUGCCCGCACAUGAGAGCCUUUCUGUCCGACGCCCUGUCCGAUUACCAGGACUUGGACCCCGACCUGGAGGGCUGGGCCUUUGAGCCUCCCUACAAGGCCCUUGUCCACCGCUGGGAGCGCCUUCAGACUCUGCACCAGGAGCUUCAUCACUCGGAAGGCGAGCCUGAAAAGAAGAAGGCCGUCGACCAGCUCGUCCAGUUCCUGCAGCCUAUUCUCGCUCCGUCGGUCGAGGACCUGGCCGCGACGCGGGAGACGGGCAAGGUCCGAUACAGCAUGCUCUGGCAGAUCUUCCCGCCCGGAGAGACGGUCCUGACCAAGUUCUGGGGCGUCGAGACCGUUUGCCGCGUGGUCAAGUACCGCAAGGCCGACCCCGGCGACCGCCCGCAGUGCUGGUACAUCACGGUUGAGUACGUGGACUGGAACGGCAAGAAGUGCGGCUUGGAGCGGAAGGAGGUCAUGAUUCACCGGUACUCCGGCUUCACGCGCGUCGCGUCGCUGCCCGUCUACCCACUGUCGUUCACGGACAGUCCCGACGAGAUCAGGAAGGCCAUGAUGGCGCGCGGCCGCCGGUUCCAGCAGCUCAGGGGGUACCACUUUCUCAACUACAACGGCACUAAGGAUGACGAUGAAGAGGAGGAGGAGCAUGAAGAGGAGCAAGAAGAGGAGCAAGAAGAGGAGCAAGAAGAGGAGCAAGAAGAGGAGGAACAGUUGGAGAUUGGUGGCCACGCCAAGCCCAGCGGACGGGACGAAGACCUGACAGAACUGUCUGAUGAGCACUGCCUUCUCACCACUCCGUGGAUUAUUGGCUUCGAACUCAAGCGGAAGCAGUGGGGCCGCUUCCUCAUCGACAAGCUGGACGACAUUGUGUGGAACGACAAGGCCUUUGACAACCUGGUGCUCCCCGGCGGCGAGAAGGAGCUGGCCUGGGAGUUUGUCGAGAGCAAGGCCAGGGCUGAGAAUGCCAUUGAUGACUUUGUCCCUGAGAAGGGACGGGGCAUCAUCAUCCUCAUGUUUGGACCGCCAGGCGUCGGCAAGACGUACACGGCCGAAGCAGUGGCCGAGAAAGCACGCGUUCCUUUGUAUUUGAUGAGCGCCGGAAUGCUCGGAACCAGCCCUCAAGUGGUCGAGCCCGCCCUCACGCACGCCCUGGAGCUCUGCCGGCUGUGGAAUGCCAUGCUGCUGCUCGACGAGGCAGACGUCUUCCUCGGCGAGAGGCUCGACGACAGUCUGAACAGGAAUGAGCUAGUUUCCAUCUUCCUCACCAAGCUCGAGUACUACCAGGGCAUUCUCUUCCUGACAACCAAUCGCUUCUCGCGCAUCGACCACGCUUUCCAGUCGCGCGUCGACCUCUUCCUCCCGUAUUACGAUCUGGGCGCCCCCGCGCGCAAGCAGGUCUGGCACAACUUCUUCGAGCAUUUCGGUCCGGACAAGUUUAACGUCUCGGCCGAGGAACUGGACCGGCUCGCGGAACUGCCCUUGAACGGCCGCGAGAUUAAAAACCUGCUCAAGAGCGCGCAGCUACUCAACGCGCGCGCUGGAGGCAAGGUUACAGCCGAGAGGCUGUACAUGCUGGCCGACAAGCGGGUGACGGCGCUGAAGAUGCUGGAGGAGCACAAUGCCAGCGUGGGCCGCUAA
Molecule: messenger RNA, 1704 nt
Organism: Parathielavia appendiculata
Lineage: Eukaryota; Fungi; Ascomycota; Sordariomycetes; Sordariales; Chaetomiaceae
Product: P-loop containing nucleoside triphosphate hydrolase protein
Exons: 6
Coding region: 1-1704 (567 amino acids)
Molecular function (GO): ATP binding; ATP hydrolysis activity
Source: RefSeq, a predicted model, not a curated record